This is a messenger RNA of Abrus precatorius (Indian licorice), 1902 nucleotides long. Its product is annotated as LEAF RUST 10 DISEASE-RESISTANCE LOCUS RECEPTOR-LIKE PROTEIN KINASE-like 1.3. The coding region runs from base 1 to 1902 and encodes 633 amino acids. Gene Ontology annotation, biological process: protein phosphorylation. The record is from RefSeq and is a predicted model, not a curated record. The transcript is spliced from 4 exons. NCBI's taxonomy places the organism in Eukaryota, Viridiplantae, Streptophyta, Magnoliopsida, Fabales, Fabaceae. Gene Ontology annotation, molecular function: ATP binding; protein kinase activity.
AUGUGUGGCCAUCCUUUGUUACUUCUCAAUUGCCAAUAUGAUCAAACCUACAUAUACAUCAAUAACGUCAAAUACCAAGUUUUGGUUGCCAACCCAGAUAACCAUACUUUGAGAAUCGCUAGAGUGGACUACUUGCAAGGCCUGUGUCCACAACAAUAUCUCAACACCACCCUUCCCCCUGAGUUGUUUGUUUAUGGGCAAAACUACAAGAAUCUUUAUUUUUUCUAUGAUUGUAAUUCAAAUGCCUACCCUAGUUACAAUAUUGCACGUUUUCCUUGUACCAAGAAUGGUGUUGUGAGUGAAUUUGUCUAUCCUCAGUUUGAGGCUCAAAAUCCUCCUAUGCGAUGUGCUACAAGUGUGGUUGUUCCAGUUUCAGUGUCAUUGCUUGAUGCUUGGAAUUUGACCAAAAUACAAGAGGCACUCAGUGAUGGAUUUGAAGUGAGAUGGAUGGCUGGUGUUGAAGAAUGUAACAAGUGUGAGAACUCAAGUGGAGUAUGUGGUUAUUUGAAUUCAAAUCAACCAACCUGCUAUUGCAAAUCUUCAGAUUCAGGCUCCACAACUUGUUCUCUCACCAUUCCAACUGCAAAGGAACCUCAGGAACAGGCUCCUGCACUUCCAGGUAAAAAGUCCAAGGCAGUAGCUGUUGGAGUAGGCAUUGCGGUGAGUGUUGCAGCCCUUGCUGGCAUUCUUCUUGGAUGCUGUCUAUACAUGAGACGAAGGAGAAGAAUGUCUGAAAAGUCUCAAAGCAAUGAUCUGUUAAUGCUUCCUUCAAGCAAUGCCACUGUUAACUCAAUUUACUCAACAAUUAACAUGUCUACAAGUACCCUUUCUUAUUCCUCCUCCAAGUCUAACUCUGUGAUGAAGAGUUACUACUUUGGUGUCCAUGUGUUCAGUUAUGCUGAACUAGAGGAAGGUACCAACAAUUUUGACCCUUCAAGGGAACUUGGCGAUGGAGGUUUUGGCACUGUUUACUAUGGCACUCUCAAAGAUGGACGUGUGGUUGCAGUGAAACGCCUUCACGAAAGGACUUUGAAGCAUGUUGAUCAGUUCAUGAAUGAAGUUGAGAUUCUAGCUCGCUUGCAGCACAAGAACCUGGUAGCACUCUAUGGAUGCACUUCUAGGCACAGCCGAGAACUUCUCCUUGUUUAUGAGUACAUACCUAAUGGAACAGUAGCAGAUCAUCUUUAUGGAAAAUGGGCAAAGUCAAAGUCACUUCCUUGGGCAGUAAGAUUGAACAUUGCAGUUGAAACAGCAGAUGCACUAGCCUACCUCCAUGCAUCAGAUGUCAUACACCGUGAUGUCAAGUCCAACAAUAUUCUCUUGGAUGAUGAAUUUGGUGUCAAAGUUGCUGAUUUUGGUCUCUCAAGGUUGUUCCCAAGUAAUGUAACUCAUGUGUCAACUGCUCCACAAGGAACACCAGGUUAUGUGGACCCUGAGUAUUACCAGAGCUACCAACUCACUGAUAAAAGCGAUGUUUAUAGUUUUGGUGUGGUUUUAGCUGAGCUUUUAUCAUCUUUACCAGCUGUGGACAUCACCAGGCAUCGCCAUGAUGUAAAUUUAGCUAAUAUGGCUUUAAGUAGAAUUCAAAACCAUGCUCUGCAUGAGUUGGUUGAUCCACGGCUUGGAUUUGAAAAAGACUAUGCUGCUAUGCAGAUGAUAACAGCAGUGGCAGAAUUGGCAUUUAGGUGUCUGCAGGAGAUAGACAUGAGACCCUCCAUGGGAGAGGUGCUGAUGGUGUUGAGAGGAAUCCAAAAUGGAAGAUAUGAUACACAUAAAGCAGAAGAAGUGUUGGAUAAUAGGAUAGAAGAAAUUAUGCUUUUGGAAAAAACUCCUUAUCCCCUUUCACCAAAUUCGGUUGCUGAUAAAUGGAUUAGCAGGUCCACUUUGUCUAGUUCCUCCUAG